GACUUCUUCUCCUCCCUUGCGCGGUGUCGAAAUCUGAUUCUGUAUCUUCUCAUCUGACCAGGUUCAAUACCUUCUAGUCAGAGACGCUGUGUUCUGCUCACUACUCAUCCUUUCCCUCUCUGGUUGCUGGGUGACCGACGGUAUCCUGGUCGCCGAGCGGUAUCAAAGAAACCUCCGUUCGACUCUCUUUCAUCUGUCUAGGUACUCCACUUGUCAACCACACGGACAACUACCAUCACCAACACAUACUCCUCGCAGACAUGUCUGCCUCACCAGAAAACCAGCCCGGCUCACCGGUCGAUCACAAGGAAGACAUCCUACCUGAAGAGUCCGGAAAUGAAGUUGUUAGCACCCCUGCAGCUGGCGGCGAAGCGUAUCACAAACAAGUAGACGUCGACAACGUCACUGAAGAUCUCGAGAAAGGUCCCAGCAACAGCGACGAUGACAAUGACAAUGAUGCUGGUGCUCGUCUUCCAGGGGAAGACGAAGCUGUCGGAGAUGCACUCUCCGAUGAUGAAUCUAUCCUCUCUGAAGUCGAUGAAGCGCAGUUCGAAGAUUUCGACCCUGAGAACGUCGCUAUCGAAGAACGUCCCACAUUGGAUAUCGAUGAGGAUAAUCUGAAGCUCAUUGGUCGUCACAAGCGCAAGAGGAUUCAGGAUGGAGAGGACGAAGGGCGAACCAGGCGGAGGAAGGAAGGGCGGAGGGAGAAGAAGAAUCGUCGUAUGAGGGAGCUGGAGGGUGUCGACGCCGAGGGCGAGGCUGAAGGGAAGAGUCGCAGGAAGGAUCGGAAGAGGAGGGAGCCGACCCCUGUAGAUGAGGAGUCCCUCGAUCCUGCUACGCGUCGUCGGAGAGCCCUUGAUCGUGCUAUGGAUGAAGCGCUGAAGAAGCCUACUAAGAGACGACCCCGAAGAGCGGAUGGCAUUGACCUCGAGCAAAUGGCAGAUGCGGAAAUCGAGGAGAUGCGCAGGCGCAUGACCAAUGCCGCCCAAAUGGAUGCUGUCAACCGACGCGAGGGCAAGCCUGCUAUGCACAAACUCAAGAUGCUACCGGAGGUGAUUUCGCUCCUUAACCGUAAUCAAUAUGUCAACAGUCUGGUCGAUCCGGAAAUCAACCUGCUUGAAGCAGUCAAAUUCUUCCUUGAGCCGCUCGAUGAUGGAUCUCUUCCGGCUUACAACAUCCAGCGCGACCUCAUGACAGCGUUGGCUAAACUCCCGAUUAACAAGGAGACUCUCAUUGCCAGCGGUAUUGGGAAAGUUAUUGUCUUCUACACCAAGAGCAAGAGGCCGGAACCAGGAAUCAAGCGCAUGGCGGAACGCCUGCUUGCAGAGUGGACACGGCCAAUCUUACAACGAAGCGAUGAUUACUCGAAGAGGGUAUACCAGGAGGUUGAAUUUGACCCGACCAAACUGCAAACGCGUGCACCGCAAUUGUCUGCUGAAGCUACGGCGGCGGAAGCGCGAGAGCGCGAGCUUCUUCCACCUCGUUUGGCCAACCGCGCGCGUGCGGAGAUCCGCCACACUAGCUAUACGAUUGUACCACGGCCGACGGCGAUCCAGGAGAGCAAGUUCGCACGACCGCUUGGAGCCAGCGGGGAGGAUCGAUUCCGGAGGAUGCGGGCAAGACAGAUUGCUGCUGUGAAGGGAGGUCGGAGGUAGUGUCAGUCCCAAGUCUAUUUUCCGUGGACGACCUUUGUACUUCUUUAUCUGCUUCCUACUUUUCUUUGAUUCAUUUCGCGGUUAAUAUGGGCGUAAGCGGGGAUUUGUUAGAUACUGGUCGUGCCUAUUUUAUGAUGGGAAAACCAUCGUCGCAUUAGUCGGGCAUACUCUUGAGGCUUCUUUUUCUGUAAAUGGAAUCCACGUGAUCUUGCCGGUUCGAUGGUUAUUCCAGAUUUCAAAUCCAAUCCCAAAAUCGGGAUUAUUAUUAUUACAUGUUAUUGCCAACUUCCCACUCGGAUACUGAUGCCGAACUCACGGGUUUCUAUUUCAUCAUUUUCAUGGCAAUACCUAAUAAUGGUUGGAGAAAAAAGCGCAGAGAUUUUCUUCCCCUGUCGAUGAGGGGAUCGAUAUUUCUAUUCCGGGAAUCCUCGUGAGGGGCGUGAGGGGCAACAAGGAUUGAUGAAUGAACGCAACGAUGUCGAAAUGAAGAGCUCACUUCCAAUUAACCCAAUCAUGCAAUAUUAUCCAAUCCGAGGAUACAGAGAUCGAGCCAUGUCUUUGUUGGGAACGCCAGAAGCUCCUACCAUAGGGACUAGUUAUCCACUCUGAGGCAGCCACAGACAUCCAGACCAGUCCAACUAGACCCCUGGCGAGGCUCCCUGUCCCAGCAAAUCGAGGCCUAAGGCUGAAUACGUAGAUUCCUCCUGCCAAUGAGUGACAUCUGCACCUUUAUCGGUCAGAUUAAAGACUCAACGGCCAAGCAUUUUGGCUUUGGAAACUCCACUCUUCGUUCCAAAUACGCCAGGCACAAUGCUUAGGAGUCUUGGUCUCCACAUCAUCCCAUGUUAUAUUUGAUGCAGAGUACAUAUAUAACUUCUUCCUAGACCGCCAGUUGAUCUGCGAAGGACAACUUGGACUCGCAUGGCCUGAUGCCUGGUAGACUGGAACACGGUUGCCUGGGCUAGGUGCUUGGUAGUUGGUGCCAGUGUAAGUGCCCAGAUCCAUGUCUCUGCUUUAGGGAGUGUUGGAGGUAAUGGUAGUCAUUGCACAGUAUGGAGACCAUGGUUCCUUCAAGUGAAUAUUC
Monascus purpureus is the source of this 2739-nucleotide messenger RNA. The record is from the annotation of a GenBank genome assembly. NCBI's taxonomy places the organism in Eukaryota, Fungi, Ascomycota, Eurotiomycetes, Eurotiales, Aspergillaceae.